AGAGAAAAAAAAAGGAGUCGAGCCACUAAAGUUGAGGUAAUCUGAAGGUUUUUAGGCUGGACGGCAAUCAAAUUUGAGAAUGUUCUAUAGAGAGAUCAAAAUUAGAGUGCAAAAAGAAAGGUCAAAAUGAUUCAGUAAUAAGACAUAAGUUCCAUUUACCAUUCUUGUGUUAGAAUAUUCUAAUUUAGCUUAAACAAUUGAUGCGAUGUAAUGUAGUCUGGCAUUAUAGAAAAACACCUUAAACAGGUUGCCAGAUAGAACCAGCAAAUCAGCUAUUCACAACUUACCCACACAAAUGGAAGAAUCCUUAGUGCAGAUACAGGCUGGUUUCGUUAUUUUCUUUCUUUUUUUUUUUUCUUAAAAGAACCCAGCUUGGAAAAUAAUAAUCAUAAACGGAUGCUACUAAAAAGCUAAUCAGAAAAUUUUAAGGCCACAUGGGUUAGUGGGUCCUCUAAACUUGCGGGUAUUAUUCUACAUUCAGCAUCAUUAACGACCCUUUCUUGAUUACUCCAUUUUUAAGCUAUAAAUAACAUAUGCUAACUCCUCCUCCACAGUAUUUCGCAAAAGCUUACCCUCAGACACGUUUCUGAAUACUUUUCCAGGCUAAGUUCCGAGAAAGAAACAUUACAGUACACAGAUAAGAGGAGAUUAAUGGCUGUUUCUAGAAUAUCAUUUGGCCUUUUCGCCACCAUCGCUACAAUUUACGCCAUCAUGUUGCCUUUGGCUCAUGGCCAAGCUCCUGCUCCUUCACCCACAAGCGACGGCACCUCCAUAGACCAAGGAAUAGCUUACGUUCUAAUGCUAGUGGCCUUGGUGCUGACUUACCUAAUUCAUUGAUCCAUCAACUUCCUUGAUGAGUUUGCAUUAAUAUUCUGGAGAAGAUGUAAUCACUUAAAUUUUGUGGUUAAUAAAAUUGUAUCUUCUUAAUUAAUUUUUUGAGGCUGUUGAAGGCAUGCACGAAGAGCAUUAGAUUUCUAUUGUCAGACGAUGAUUAAUGUCUUCGUGCUACUGAUUUCGUUUGGGCUGUGCAUUCGUUUUGUACUUCUGAUUAAACCAAAUCUACUCAGAUGAUAAACCAAAUCCUUUUCUCUU
Molecule: messenger RNA, 1092 nt
Organism: Ricinus communis (castor bean)
Lineage: Eukaryota; Viridiplantae; Streptophyta; Magnoliopsida; Malpighiales; Euphorbiaceae
Product: arabinogalactan protein 41
Exons: 2
Coding region: 652-837 (61 amino acids)
Source: RefSeq, a predicted model, not a curated record